Hylaeus anthracinus is the source of this 2174-nucleotide messenger RNA. RefSeq lists its product as uncharacterized. The coding region runs from base 1146 to 2090 and encodes 314 amino acids. NCBI's taxonomy places the organism in Eukaryota, Metazoa, Arthropoda, Insecta, Hymenoptera, Colletidae. The transcript is spliced from 4 exons. The record is from RefSeq and is a predicted model, not a curated record.
GUAUAUCGAUAAGACUCCCCAUCGUUAAUAUAAAUUCUGUCAACGUCUUUCGUGCAAACGCGCGAUACGAGUCCUUAUUAGUGCACGUACGAAAUGCACACUCGAAUCCACGGUAUCGUUCUAUCAUUUUCCAAACUCGAUUGUGUUUUCAAUAAUUUUUUCGCGAACGAGUCGUCACGCGAAAAACGCCAGGUAAAUAACAUCGCAACAACGAUAGAACGCCUAAUUGACCAGUACUGUCUGUGCGGCGUGCAUCGUUCGUGAGAGUCUGAAAUAAACACACGCGCAGGUGAACGUAUCCAUUACGACCGACAUGAUUUUUAACGGUGAAAAAGGCGAACACGUAGAUCGAAGAUCUAGAUGCAACAUAGAUUUUGUAGCAGGCAGAAGGUUUAAUUGUAAGAUUCGCCAAAGUACGAGGAAUUAAAAGAAACACGUGACCGCGAGCGAAGCCGAGAGUGAGCACAAACAAGCGGCACGAUCCACGAGACGUGACCAGCUAUGUGUUGCGUGUGACGUAUGACUUAUUCGUCGAUGACAAACUGACCGAACCAUUAGCCGAUCGAACGGUCGUGUGCGCGGCCAAGGGAACAGUUACGAUCGAUCGGUAGAAAUAUCGUUUCUGAUAUGUAUCCAACGUGUCGAUGUGUUCGUGCGCCGAUCGAUAUUGAUUGACAGCGUUUCGACACACAGUGCGUCCGUAAAAGGAGAAACGUGACACUAAAAAAGAUAUCAAUAAUCGACCGUCUAGGCGUUGCCAUAUUUACUGGGAGCGAAAGUAGAAGCGCGAACAAGGGAACGGGUAUUGGAACGACGUUAUGCGUAUCUACUUUGACUUUAAUUUGUCGUUAUUACUCCUUGCUGUCUCUGUCCGUUCGUAACGUCCAGCGAACACCUUUUGCUCUGUAUUCGUUAAUUAUCGUGCCGAUAAAUCUUUCGAGGACCCCAAGGAGUUUCAAGGAUAAAGUCAGAGAGAUACUUGAAUUUUUUUCCUUUUCAAUGUCGACGAGUAUUACAGUUACUUCAGUCUUUCAAAGUCUAUGUACAGACAGGGUUUAAAAAAAAACGGAACCUGAUAUUGUUUUGUGUUCGAUGUGAUUGAGACGUAGACGGGCUACCAAACGUGCGGCAUUUUUUUUUUUAAAAUGUCGUUCAGCACGAAAGCGAAUAGGUGGUCCCCGAAAUUGAUAAUCGGCUUUCAACUGACUAUUUGGAGUAUCGUUGGGAUCGUACUUCUACAAAAGGGCGCGAUCUCUUUAUAUGGUACAAAGGAAGCGGCACGAAACGACACUACUGAUACACAGGAAAGGUUAACGAGAUGGAACGAGAAGAAAUCAAUUCGUGAUUCGAGUAUCGCGGAAAAACGUCACCGAAUCGUCGAACACGAAAUCGCAACACGGCAGAAAGACGUCAUUCUUAGUAAUCUCGACGUCGCUGCACAGAACGGACAAUGGCCGAGCAAACAGGUCGAUUCUUAUCGAAUGGACAAUACCGGAGUAACUGAAAAAAGUCCAAUGAUUAGCAAGCUAACGACGAAUCGUAAACAAGAUACACGCGACAUCCGCGCGAUUCAAGCACAGACGUUCCAUCAAACGAACAAAAACGAGGAAGGAAAGGUGGACCGCAAAGAAAAACACAUCGUUGCGCUUAAUCUCGACGAAAAUCCUUACGAUAUGGAGAAGAUCGCGACGAGUAACAACGGAUCGAGUAAUUCGUUGAAGUUCGAUGACACUGGUUCUAAUUUCCUUACUUUGGACGAGAAAAAGUUCUUCGAACAUCAGAGCAUUCCUUACGAAGCCGCAGGAAUCGGCAAAAAUCAAACACAAUUAGCUCGUUCCCCUGUAAAUCGAGUCGGGGCAGCUGUUGCUAUAAUCAUGCUCGCGAUUGGAAUUGUUAUGCUACUUCUAGGGCCUCUCAUCGUUAUCCUACGAGCCUUCGCCGACAGAAGACGAACUAGACAAAUGUUGUUGAAAUCGAGAUGCCGUAUCGAUCAACCGCCUACUUACGAGGAAGCCACCCUUAUGGAUCAAGCACCAAGAUACUCGAGUCUUCAACUGGACUCAAUCCCCGAAUCUUCUUCCUCCCUUUAAUAUACAUUGUUAUUUUUUUUUCCUAAACACUUUUUAUAUCGAUCGUUGCACCUCUUUCAUUAAACACUUUUCUAUUUCUAAACA